AUGGCUUCAGGACAACAUAUGAGAGCUACUGGGAAUUAUGUGCAAAUUCCAAUUGAAUUUCAUUGGAAUCAGAUCACAAUUGGAUACUUUGCAACUUUAUCAAACGGAGUCUACCAAGUUUAUGAACUAUCUUAUAAUCCUACUAAAAGCCAAAAAUUAGAUCUCAGUACAUAUGAAGAACAUUACGAAAAUCACAACAAAGGAUUCUCUACAUUAAGACCUUAUGUAAACUGCAGUAUCAUUGUUCAAUCAUUGGAAGAAAUAAAACAACAAGGUUUAAGUACCUGUAGUGAUUUAGUUUAUAAUCCACGACUGACUCAACAAUUUCGAGCAUCAGAAAAAGAUAAUUAUGUCGUUGAUUAA
Schistosoma haematobium is the source of this 363-nucleotide messenger RNA. RefSeq lists its product as uncharacterized. The record is from RefSeq and is a predicted model, not a curated record. Lineage: Eukaryota; Metazoa; Platyhelminthes; Trematoda; Strigeidida; Schistosomatidae. The transcript is spliced from 4 exons. The coding region runs from base 1 to 363 and encodes 120 amino acids.